GUUUGGCUGUUAGUUAAAGGAUCAAAGGAAAACCCUGGAAAAUAAUCGCUGGAGAAAUCCGGAAAAUACGAAGAGGAGUUUACUCUAGUUACAGACAACUAAAAUUACUCAACACCCCCUUUUUAUAUAUUGGUAAGGAAAGGCAGAGAUCUAACAAGAAGAGAUACGUUUGAACUAAGGGGAUCAUAAAUUACCACAAGGGAGGAUGUACAUUUCACCAUUUGCCUCAUCAGGCAAAACUAAUACUCCAAGGGAGUAUACCAACAGAGCCAGGGAUGAGAUUAACAAGACAUUACGGCUCAACAGCACCACAACUUCACGGCAUGGGCCUUCUCCGUUACAACGCGUGAUGUCUACAGCAUCGGAUUCAUCGUUGACAAGAACGAUGUCCAAUGAAUCCGUAGAUACGAUAACGACGGAAAAACGUAAGAGUGGGUUCUUUGGGCGCCUGCGGCUCAGAAAAGACAAACAAGAAGAUCAGACAUCAACACUACAACAGCUACAACAACAUUUACAUGAGAGUUCAGAACAAUUAGAGAGUAUAGAUACGGAUUCUGUGAUGAGUUAUGACAAUACCUCAACAACUUCGUUGUCUGAGAGCGACUCACUCCUGGGAGAUGAUCGGAUGGAUGUUGAUAUGCAGCAAAUCUAUACAGUACCGUCUAUAGCCUCUACAACGAUGUCUAUGGCUACAGAAUCAACAGCCCCGGAUUCGUUAUUCAGUGCUGCAAAUACUCUCGGUACGACUUUUACCAAUGUCUCGUCGCAGGUGGAUUACCAGCCGUACCAAAAGGGAGUUGCACUAACGUUACAAGAGGCUAUUCCAACAUCCUUUGCCGAUAUGUAUUCCCCAGAGUUGAUGGCUGAUCCAAAAAUGUUAUGCGAUGGAAGACCAUUAUUCACCAAACGCGCGUUACAAGACUGGGAGUUGAACGAUAUUCGUUCCCUUUUAAUUGUGGAGAGUCUUAAACCUGAAUGGGGAAAUCAACUACCAAUUAUUUAUUCACCACCAGGUUUCAAAUUUGAGUUUUUACCAUUGGAUGCUGAUGAUAGCACGGUGGUGCGUACUCUAGUACAGAGCGAUAUCUACAGAGAGGCCAAGUUGGAUACUGCGUUUAGAGAACAGACAGCAAAGUAUACUUUGAGCGCUGCAAGAAUGAGACACGAACAGAUUGUUAGGGCAUCUGGCAUGCCAACAUCGACGCACACACCACGCUGCCUAUCCAAACCGGAAUGGCGUAAUGUCAUUGAAAACUACCUGUUGAACCUCGCAGUUGAAGCACAGUGCCGCUACGAUUUCAAAAAAGUCUGCCAUGAGGCAAAGAAGUGGAAACGUCAGCAGCAGGCACAGAACUUGGGAUUACCAUCACCGAAAUUUGUCAACCCAAACAAAGGCUCACUUUUGAAGAAGGCCAUCAUGAACGAUGUUUCCCAAUCGUCUCCACAACAGGCCGUUGUAAAGCUGACAAAGGAGGAAAAGGCCCAGCUGUGGACCGAGGUUCAAGAGAAAGUUUACAGACGUAUUGGACUUGAUUGGACUCCAGACAAGAUCACCGCUUAAGCGUUUAAUUUAUUUAUAUUCAGAAAGAAUUAAUGACCAUCGUUACGA
Williopsis jadinii is the source of this 1609-nucleotide messenger RNA. RefSeq lists its product as uncharacterized. Lineage: Eukaryota; Fungi; Ascomycota; Saccharomycetes; Phaffomycetales; Wickerhamomycetaceae. The annotation marks the transcript as partial. The record is from RefSeq and is a predicted model, not a curated record. The transcript has a single exon.